Messenger RNA from Eimeria mitis, 2424 nucleotides. RefSeq lists its product as uncharacterized. The transcript has a single exon. Bases 1 to 2424 code for a protein of 807 amino acids. The record is from RefSeq and is a predicted model, not a curated record. NCBI's taxonomy places the organism in Eukaryota, Apicomplexa, Conoidasida, Eucoccidiorida, Eimeriidae.
AUGCAGAACAAAGGACAGGCUGCACCCUCAGCUCCGCCAAGUCAUGGCCAGCGGAGCAGCCGACAGGCGGAGGCGGAGGCCAUGCAUUUCACUGACGAGCGUUUCUUGUGGCCUAGUGAUACCACAAUACCACGCAACCCUCACCGUCAUGAGUUUCCUUUGCGUUUCCCGCUAAGCCGACCGGGUGGCCAACGGCGCCCGCAGGUGUAUCCCGUGCGUUUUGCUGCACUAGCUGCGGUUGUGAUGACUUACCUUCUGCUCCGUUGCGCCAGGCAUGUGGGGAACAUCAAUAUGCAUAAGGGCUCCCUGAGGUCGCUUGCUGCGGCUGGUGAGGAAGGGGAGAACCCUCAUGCACCCUGCGCACUCGCGGGGCAUAACGAGCCUGCAGGGGUUGCUGUAGGUGCCGAAAAUCCUGAGCAAGAACAAGUGCUUAUACGAGUCAAUCGCUACACACGAGAUUUGAUUCAGUUGAUGCAUGAGAGCAGACGCGCGUUGCUCCUCAUACAUCCGUCUCUUUCUGUGAAAGGGUUCACGAUCUUGGUGCGCUUCUGCGUAGUGGAACUGGCUGCCCUGUGUUCGUUGCUGCAGCAGCGGGAGCGGCAGCCAGUGGUGCAAGCAGUGGGCUAUAUUAAGUGGGAGAUUGCUUAUUUUGGUCCCCUCUUCUGGGCGCAUAGAGUACCCCGUACUGCUCUGCGUCAGAUCAACUGCAUGAAUGCAUUCCUGCGGGAGUUGCCCAGAAUGGACUUCGCAGGGAGCUCCAUGUCUCCCGUUGCGCGUCUCUCGAAGCUUACUCAGUUGCUCACGUUGCAGGAGGUGGCACUAAGACAGGUACAGGAGGGCGUGCGGCUCCUGGGUCUCUGCUUCAAAGGACAUGCACAGUCCCCCGAGGAUGAAGCUGUAAAAGAAGAACUGACUGCGCUGUACCACACAGCCAAUGCUCGCAGGAACUAUGUACUUUCAGACCGCGUGCUCGGCAAUUGGCUGCUACACAAACAUGUUAAGGCCACCCAUUUCGGAUUGGCAUCUCCAAAAAUAAUUCAAGGAAUUGUCGCCAGUCCCCCAAAGCCCUACGAAGAAGCUUUCAUGGAGCUCCUCAAUACCCCUUUGGGCUUAAGGCAACAGGAGGGGGGGCAGCACACUUCCGUGCCAGCUAAUGCAGACACAAAUGCGCAGGAGCUUAGGGGUCCUCUUCUAACGCAAGUCCGUGCUGGACAAGCAGAGACGAUCUCAAGCCCCUCGAAGGAAUCGAGCUCUGCUGAAGCCUCAGGGGAGUCUAGGGAGCCUUUUGGAGAUGGAGCGUCUGCUGGUCAGACAUCAGAACGGUUAGACGCUUCUGCGACUUCCGCAUUGUCUGACAGAUUGCGUUUGGCUGGGGGUGUAGGGGCUGCUACUGCUGCUGGUGGUGGGGUCGCGCGUUGGAGCUCUGCUCCUUCUACUUUCGUCAGUAAAUCUCUUCCGUCUACGGUCUCUAGCGUCCCUGCAUCCCCGCCUAUGUUGGGUAUCGACAGGGGUUCGGAGGCGUCGAGCUCUCCGAAAGCAUCUGCUCCCUUGGGAACGCCUCUGCCACUGAGUUCAGCUCAAGUGUCUCGAACGUCAACCCCUUCGGAGCAGUCGGUGACAUGGGAUUCAGCUAAAGUGUCUGCAAGGUUAAAGGCGUCCGACGCGCAAAUUUCAGUCGGGCGUUUCAGGCCGUCUCAAUCCCCACCACCGCAAUUGUUUGGUCACCUCGAAACUCUUGGGACCCCCUUGACUUCUGUAUCCGAAGUGCUGGUAGCUGAAUCCGAGCCCCAGUGGGUUGUAGAGCCCGUUGUGGGGUCGGCAUCCUGGCAAACGCCGCGCAUGCCACUAUCGGGAGAUCUUCAAGUAUGGAAAGGCGGUCCAUCGCAGGCCCAACGGGAGCUCGAGUCGGAGGAUGAACUUUCGCACGGGGACCAAGCAGAGCAAGGCCGUUGUGGUAUGCUUGCACCUCGCUCGCCUUCUUCUCAGCACAAGUCUUCAGGGGAAACGAGGGCAGUUUCUUCACAGGUGCAGCCUAGCGCUCAUCGACAUGCCUCUGGCCAGAGUCUGUCCGCCGCUCAUGGUGUUUCCAGCAGGUGGCGUUUCAACAAGCCAGCAAGCAUGCCAGCAGCCGUCCAACGCUCGUCUGUGGGUCCUGGUGCGCCUGCCCACCCAAUAGCAGCCGUCACACGCCGGCCGCUGUCUGGCAUUCAUUCUGGGGUUAUCCUACAACGAAAAUCCGGGCUCGAAGAGUCUCAGCCUCCAUUCAAAGGGGUGGCAGUAGGAGAACCAGCAGUAGGAGCAGACAAACCAGAGGCAGAACCAGCUGCAGGCGUAACAGCAGCUCUCUUUUAUCCAGCUUUUGGAGAUCCGAGCAAAGGCCUGCUGUCACUUCUGGCCCCCAGGGGCGAGACUGGCAAGAAGUAG